Messenger RNA from Toxorhynchites rutilus septentrionalis, 615 nucleotides. RefSeq names its product adult cuticle protein 1-like. Bases 143 to 520 code for a protein of 125 amino acids. The record is from RefSeq and is a predicted model, not a curated record. Lineage: Eukaryota; Metazoa; Arthropoda; Insecta; Diptera; Culicidae. The transcript has 2 exons.
ACCAGCGUUCUUCCAUUCCGGGAUGGGUCCAGAAUGUGGGAAUCUUUCAAGCAUAUAUAAGCACACUCCGGCGACCUUAAGUCGUCAGAGUUUUGCUGAGUCUCGUUAAGAAACAACCAACCACCAUUCCCAAGAAGCAAUCAUGAAGUGCAUCGCAGCUGUAGUCAUGGUGGCUUUCACCGCUGUCGCCCACGCCGGAUACACCCCUCUGUUGUACAGUGCUCCCUGGGCCUAUACUUUGCCACACACCACCGUGGUCCAGAGCAACCCGGAAACUAAGAUUCUGGCUGCUGCGACCCCUAUCCAUACCUUGUCUUAUGCUCCGCCACUCGCACUGACCUAUGGUGCACCACAUUACACUUACAGUGCCCCAAUCGCAUACGAUGCCCCAGCAGUGGUGCUCCAGAAGGAGGCUCGCUAUCUGGCUGCCAACCGUGGCGCCAUUCACGAAGCUCCCCUUCCGGGACACGCAAUCUCGCAGCAGCAACUCAACUUGGAACCGGCUGCGGGUGCCAUUUGAGUAGCGUGACAAGUUGGUGACUGAAUUGAAACAAAAAAAAAAAGAGUAGUAAAAUUUCGCUAAAACCUGGAAAAUAAACGUAAAUUACUGAAUAA